AUGGAGAAGACAAAAAGUGCUUUAAUGGUUGCCAUAUCACCAUUGCUGGAAAACACUCCAACAGCUACUUCUUUCCCAUUUGUAGGCGUCAUUUCAUUGUGUUUAGUUCUACAUUGGCUUGUUACAACACUUAAUCAUUUCUAUUCAUUGCUUAUUCACUCCCUUAUCACCAUAGUGAAGUCUUUCAGGGCUGAGGAAAAGAAGAACACCAUUGUAUCCGGUGUCACGACCCCAUCGGAACCUUGCUCUGAUGUGGAUGAUGACAAGUUGUUCAGAUCAGAAGUGGAGGUGGUGAUGGGAAAACUAGGAUUUUCUUACGAUCCAAAGGGGGGUGAGAUUGAAGAAAGGGUAGGAUUGGAGGAGAUAGAAGCUUUGUUAGGGGAGGAAAUGAGGUUGGAGGAUGUUGAGGAAGCUUUUGAUGUUUUUGAUGAGAACUCUGAUGGGUUCAUUGAUUCAAAUGAGUUGAAGAAAGUGCUUUGUGUGUUGGGUUUUCAAGAAGUUUCAGAAAUGGAGUGUGAAAAGAUGAUUAGGGCCUUUGAUGAUAAUGGAGAUGGAAGGAUUGAUUUUGGUGAAUUCAAGAAACUCUUGGAGAGCACCUCUUGCUAG
Messenger RNA from Camellia sinensis, 606 nucleotides. RefSeq names its product putative calcium-binding protein CML46. The record is from RefSeq and is a predicted model, not a curated record. NCBI's taxonomy places the organism in Eukaryota, Viridiplantae, Streptophyta, Magnoliopsida, Ericales, Theaceae. Gene Ontology annotation, molecular function: calcium ion binding.